Messenger RNA from Eurytemora carolleeae, 1669 nucleotides. It is a transcript of the gene Ssl1, whose product is annotated as general transcription factor IIH subunit 2-like protein. Gene Ontology annotation, molecular function: zinc ion binding. Gene Ontology annotation, cellular component: transcription factor TFIIH holo complex; transcription factor TFIIH core complex. NCBI's taxonomy places the organism in Eukaryota, Metazoa, Arthropoda, Copepoda, Calanoida, Temoridae. The record is from RefSeq and is a predicted model, not a curated record. The transcript is spliced from 9 exons. Gene Ontology annotation, biological process: DNA-templated transcription; nucleotide-excision repair; regulation of transcription by RNA polymerase II. Bases 13 to 1239 code for a protein of 408 amino acids.
UAUUGCAGAAUUAUGGACGGAACGGGUGAAGAUGGAAAUGAGUACAGAUGGGAGGGAGGGUAUGAAAAAACGUGGGAAAGUAUUCAAGAAGAUAAGGAUGGUAUGCUCGAUGUAUCUGUACAGGAUAUCAUCCAGAAGGCUCGGCGGAGAAGAUUGGCUGAAAGGCAAGGCAAAACUAAGCUUGGCAUGAUGAGGCAUCUGUACAUUAUCUUAGAUAUGUCGGAAAGCAUGAAAGCUCAGGAUAUAAAACCAACCAGGUGGUUGUGUUGCCUGAAACUUUUGGAGAAGUUUAUCGAAGAAUAUUUUUAUUUGAAUCCUAUAAGUCAAAUCGGUUUAGUUACAUCAAGUAAUAAAAGAGCUGAGAAGGUGUCAGAUAUGACAGGCAACCCGCGAAAACAUAUAGAGGCUUUAAAGAGCUUAAAAGAUAAACCUUGCUCUGGAGAACCAUCCCUUCAGAAUUCUUUGGACCUUGUGAUACAAUCUUUGAAAAAUAUGCCCUCACACACAAGCAGGGAAGUAUUAAUUUUGAUGGGCAGCCUAACUACUUGUGACCCGGGAGAUAUUAAUAAAACAAUUCAAGAGGCACAUGACCUAAAAAUAAAAUGUUCUGUGAUAAACCUUGCUGCAGAAGUAAGAAUUUAUCGUGAGCUAGUAACCAGGACCGGAGGAAUGCAUGCGGUUAUUUUAGACGAUCAUCAUCUGCGAGACCUGCUCACUGAGCACCUAAACCCUCCGCCUAGUUUAAUAGCACAACAAGCCAGUCUGAUCAGAAUGGGGUUUCCAAGUCAUGCAGGGAGAGAAGAUGGGGAUGGGGCCCUUGGAAUGUGUUUGUGUCACAUGGAUACAGGAGGAGAAAAAAUUACAUCAUCAGGAUACAUUUGCCCUCAAUGUCAAGCAAGAUACUGUGAACUACCUGUUGAGUGUAGAGGUUGUGGCUUAACUCUAGUCUCAGCACCUCACCUGGCCAGAUCUUAUCAUCAUUUAUUCCCUCUCCUUAUUUUCAAGGAAGUUGAACCCCGAAAUGUUCCUGCAGAUAGAAGCUGGUGCAAUGGAUGUGGUCAACUGUUCAAACCAGAUAAAGACAAGGCUGUUUAUCAGUGUCCUCAAUGCGAUCAGUUGUACUGUGUUGAGUGUGAUCUAUAUAUUCAUGAAACCCUUCACAGUUGUCCAGCCUGCUGCUCUAGACCUACUCCGCCUUCAAACCAAACAAAUGGUUCAAUGAUGAAUGGGGUUUCUUAGUGUUUUUACUCAAGAACUAUGGGAUAUGCUUUAACCCAACUGUGGAGUGAACUCCUAAUAUUUUUUAUCCGAGAAAACUUAUUCUUAUUCCAAAGUUUUCAGAUACGCAAUUUUGCAAAGGUCAUUUUCAGUUUGUUCCAGAAUUAAUGGCUCGGAACCUGUAAAAUGUGAUUUCUAACCAUGAAAUAAGUUUAAUUGCAUUAAAAAUGAAAUAAGAUUUCAAUGCAAAAAAUGCUUUUUAAAUAAGACAGGUUUAGAUUUAACGAAGUAGUCUAUAUUGAUUUAUUUCUUUCCUGUGUGUUUUAAGUUAACACAUUUUUUUAAAACAUAAAAGCAUGAAAAUAUGUGUUAUUGAUUCUUUUUCUAACGUGCCUUAUAUUUGUAAAAUUGAGCCAUUUGGAUGAAAUUAAGAAUCAAUUUUUUUCAGAAA